Cajanus cajan (pigeon pea) is the source of this 2742-nucleotide messenger RNA. RefSeq names its product BTB/POZ domain-containing protein At5g66560. Gene Ontology annotation, molecular function: protein binding. Lineage: Eukaryota; Viridiplantae; Streptophyta; Magnoliopsida; Fabales; Fabaceae. The record is from RefSeq and is a predicted model, not a curated record.
AGAUACAAGGGCUAAUAAAGGUUUCAAGGAGAAAACUGAUCUAAGUGAGGAGAGAGAGAAACAGUAGGUGAGAAAUUAUGAUCUGAUUCAUAGAAAAGAAAAAGAAAGAAGGUUUGGUAAAGGAGAGAAAACGAUCCCAUAUGAUCCCCUUUUUAGGAAUUUGCUCAAGGUCCAUUUGUCCGCUUUGAGUUUGUGGAUUCCAUUCUGUUUCACCUAUAUUUUAUUUGGGUUAAAGUUUCACCUGUUGUUUUCUUUCAUAAAAACCUAAACAGAAAGCACAAACAAACAAUUUCUUUCAUUCUCAUCCCCUCCAUUUCUUUUUUCCAAUUGCUAUUGCAAGUCAGGUCCAUUUCACCCCCUGCAACAAUACCCCAACUCUGGGUAUUAUACAUUUUGCAUCCCUCCAACCUUUCAUAGUCGCCAAAAUUUCAGUGUCUCCAGUUCCACCUUCCUCAAAUCAUUCGCAUCCUUUUCUUACUCAUGGAUCUCACUCUCCAGUAACCUGGACUCCAAUUUCUGGGAAAAACAAUCAAACAAUAUAAUUAAUUUAGAGAAAAAAAUGUCUUCAGCAGAGAAACCCAGCUCCAAAGGACAAGCAUGGUUCUGCACAACGGGAUUGCCAAGUGACAUUGUGGUAGAAGUGGAUGACAUGACAUUCCAUCUCCACAAGUUUCCUCUCAUGUCCAAAAGCCGAAAGCUCCACCACCUCAUAACGCAGCAAGAGGAAGCCACUCAUUCCACUGUUCCGCACCAGCCGCAGCAAGAAAACGAAGACGAAGACGAAAUAGUCGAAGAGCAGUGUCACGUGACUUUCACGGGCUUCCCCGGUGGCUCCGAGGCCUUCGAGAUGGCCGCCAAAUUCUGUUACGGCGUCAAGAUCGACCUCUCCCCCUCCAAUGUGGCCGCGCUACGCUGCGCCGGCGAGUUUCUCGAAAUGACCGAAGAGUACUCCGAAGACAACCUCGUUUCCAAGACGGAGAGGUUUCUCUCGCAGCACGUGCUCAAGAGCCUCAAGGACUCCAUCAAAACGCUUAAAUCGUGUGACAGCUUGAUGCCUAUGGCGGAAACGCUCGGAAUCACGCAGAGGUGCCUUGAUUCUGUGGUUUCCAGAGCUUCGUCCGCGGAUCCUGCAUUGUUUGGCUGGCCGGUCAGCGACGCUACUUCUGCGUCCAAACAGGUCCUCUGGAACGGAAUUGACGGUGCCGGGAGAAGAAAGGCCGCCUCAGGUGCCGCCACCGCCGGAGGUGACUCUUGGUUUGAAGAUCUGGCGCUUCUGCGUUUGCCUCUGUUCAAGCGAUUGAUUCUUGCCAUGAGAACUGCGGAGCUCAGUCCUGAGAUUAUUGAGACUUGCGUGAUGUAUUAUGCUAAGAAGUACAUUCCCGGAGUUUCGAGAUCGAACCGGAAGCCGUUGCCGUCGUCGUCUUCGUCCGUUUCGACGGAAGCGGAGCAGAAGGAGCUUCUGGAGACCGUGGUUUCGAAUCUUCCAUUGGAGAAGAGUUCGAAGUCGGCGACGGCGACGAGGUUUCUGUUCGGAUUGUUACGAACGGCGAAUAUAUUGAACGCUUCCGAAGCCUGCAGAGACGCGUUGGAGAAGAAGAUAGGGUUUCAGCUCGAAGAAGCCACGCUCGACGACCUUCUCGUGCCGAGUUACUCGUACCUGAACGAAACGCUUUACGACGUGGAUUGCGUGGAGAGGAUUUUGAGUCACUUUCUCGAAGGUUUAGAAACAAGAAACGCCGCAAGAGCCGAAGACGCGGCGACGAGGUCGCCGGCGCUGAUGCUUGUCGGAAAACUCAUCGACGGCUACCUCUCCGAGAUAGCCUCCGACGCGAAUCUCAAGCCGGAGAAGUUCUACAAUUUUGCCAUCUCGCUUCCCGACGAGGCUAGACUCUUCGACGACGGUCUCUACCGCGCCGUCGAUGUGUAUCUCAAGGCACAUCCGUGGGUUUCGGAAGAGGAGAGAGAGAAGAUUUGCGGAUUGUUGGACUGUCAGAAGUUGACGCUAGAGGCGUGCACGCACGCGGCACAAAACGAGAGGCUUCCGCUGCGCGCGGUGGUUCAGGUGCUGUUCUUUGAGCAGCUUCAACUGCGACACGCCAUCGCCGGGACGCUGAUGGCGGCGGAGGCGGCCUCCGAGCCGGGGCGGCAAUCGGCGGCGCUGGAACGUGAAGCGGAGGACGACGGAGAAGGGUUGGGGAUAGAGCAGGUGCAGGAAAGGAACGGCACGUGGCGUGUGGCGGUGAGGGAGAAUCAGGUGCUGCGGCUGGGCAUGGAUAGCAUGCGGACGCGCGUGCAUCAACUGGAACGCGAGUGUUCCUCGAUGAAGAGAGUCAUCGCGAAAUUUGACAAGUCCGGCGGAAGCGGCGGGGGCGGAGGCGGAGGCGCCGGCGGUUGGCGGGCGUCGCUGGGGCGGAAGUUCGGUUGCAAGUUUAAAACUCAGGUUUGUGAUUCGCAUGAGUCAACGGCUGUUGAUACCCGCAAGGGACGGCAUCAGCAGCAUCAUCCCCAUCAUGAAUAGUCACCAUGCUAAACUUCCUCCUCUCACGUGAGAAUCAUUGUUGGAGUAAAUUUGAUACGGGUCCCACUUGUAAUUGUUCAUUUUUUUUCUUCUUUAAUUUUCCAUAAAUUUAAUUUUAAUUGAUUAACACAAUUUUACUUUAUCAAUAUUUGGCAUAAGAAAAUACGAGAUGGACUUGUUUUCAGAAGAAACUUUUAUCUAAUUUAACAAUGAUUAUAUUUUAA